AUGCCCAAGAGGGGAGGAAAGAAGAAGAAUAAUAAGAACAAGGGCAGCGGCGGCGGCGGAGCUGCCGCGAAAGCCGCCGUCCCUGAUGUGAAGAACGUCGAAAGCACAGCGCAGAAGGAAGAAGAGCGCCUCGAAGGUGAAAGCGCUGAGAAAACUGCGGAUUCGUCUGCAACGGCGCCUGCUGCGCUUGCUGCCUCGACCGAAACCCCGGUCGCAGGAGACGCAGGCGAAGGUGACUCGAAGAAUGACGCUCAGAGUUCCGAGCCUAGCGUCAGUGAGGACAAGAAAGAGGAAGUAGUCGAGCCUGCGCGUGAGAAAGAAGAUACCCCCGCGACAGCUGCCUCUGAGCCGGCUGAGUCGGUUGCCACAACCUCCCCUACAGAUGCGAUGUCUGCACCAGCCGAAAAGAGCUCAUCAGAGAAAGAGACGGAAGACAAGACUGAGGCCACUGAGGACACCAAGGCCACGAGCGAAGAGUCAAAGCCUGUUUCAACACCGUCAGAAACUGUCGUGAAGGAUGAUACCGCAUCGAAGGCUGAUGCCGCCGCCGAAGUUCCCACUGCUCAGGACACGCAGAAAACGGACGCAACGCCCUCUACCGUCCCAGAGAGCAACGCCGAAAAGAGCCCCAGCGGUGAGAAAGAUGCUUCUCUGGCUGCUCCACACGUCAAGCGUCCCCACCAGACUCCAGUGUUCGUCACGCAGGAAAGCGAGCAGCCUCCAAAGAAGCCCCGCGUCGAUGACCAUGAAGUCGCCGCAAAGAUGAUAGGCGACAGUUUCGCGACCGGAAAAGAUGCCAGCACAUCAGAAUUAGAUGUCCCCGGCAGGUUCCCAGGAACACCUUCAGUUGCUGACUCUGCUGCCUCCGUAACCGGCAGCGCUGCUGGUGGCCCUACAAGUGAUGCUACCGACAGCGCAAAGGCCAAAUCGUCUGUCGCGAAUGACACUCUCGCAAGCAACACAAACAGCACUGAUGUCGCCGACACUGUCAAGGCCAACUCAUCUGCCGCCAACGAAACCGUCACGAGUGAGACAGACGAUGUUGUCGGUGAUGUUGCCGACAGCGCAAAGGCCAAGGAAUCCGCCGCGACCGACGCUCUCACCAGCAAAACCGACAACGUCUCUGAGAAUGUCACCGACAACGUCAAGGCCAGCCAAUCUGUUGCGAAUGACAACGUCACAAGCGAGAAAACCGCGGAUACCACGAGCGCUCAGAAAGACGACGACAACAAGGGACCUGCUACCACUGCUUCGACGUCAGAUAACCAGCCGGCUCCAGCAGCCUCUGACGCAGCCCCAGACGCAGCCCCAGACAAAUUGACAACGGAGCAAAUAGCAGGCGCAGGCAAUGGUGUUGCUACCGCCGGACUGGGCACCCAAGUGCUCAAUAAGAGCAACAACGGCGAUAUUUCAUCGACCAAAGCCGCUACCUCUGACUCUCCGCUUGUGGCUACUGGCGUUGACACCAGCAGCAAAGUCGUGGACGCUGGUGCAUCGGCCGCAAAGGAUUCGGAUGCGAACCAGACCUCCGCGACUAACGGCCAGUCCUCGAGCCAGGCGGCCCAGGAUUCCACACAGGCUGCACAGCCUGAAGAAUCUAAACCAGACAAGCCCGAAGAGGCUGCCCCUGCCAAGAAUGACGAUGUCAACGGCAAGGCAGACAGUGCGCCAGCAAAUACCAGUGAGCCGGAACAGAAGCCACAAGAGACUCCUGACCGAUCUCAAAGCACUGCUGCAAUUGCUCAGACCAAAUCGAAGAGCUCUGGGAAGUCGUCUGAGAAGAAGGGCGGUUUCUUCGCUUGGCUCAAGCGCAAGUUCAGAGGGGAGAAGUCAGAGAAAUCAGUGAACGGAACCACCAGCAACUGA
Messenger RNA from Rasamsonia emersonii CBS 393.64, 1866 nucleotides. RefSeq lists its product as uncharacterized. NCBI's taxonomy places the organism in Eukaryota, Fungi, Ascomycota, Eurotiomycetes, Eurotiales, Trichocomaceae. The coding region runs from base 1 to 1866 and encodes 621 amino acids. The transcript is spliced from 3 exons. The record is from RefSeq and is a predicted model, not a curated record.